This is a messenger RNA of Macrosiphum euphorbiae (potato aphid), 675 nucleotides long. NCBI's taxonomy places the organism in Eukaryota, Metazoa, Arthropoda, Insecta, Hemiptera, Aphididae. The record is from the annotation of a GenBank genome assembly.
AUGGCCGCUAAGUGGCUAAAAGGAAUUUAUUUUGCAAACAUUGCUGCAGCGACACCCGACUUAAAUGGACAGACAAAUUUGGUGGACCAGAUCACGGAAUUCAUAUUCCAGCGGCUGGUAAGGGCUUUAGAAAAUUACAUAAAAAAUACGGUUAAACGUCGUCGCCCCGCUUACAUAAUGCAGCCUACGCAGAUUUCUUUAAGUCGACCCGAAGUGGAUUUGGACCAAAUAUUCUCAAGCCGGGCCCAGUUUUACGGUGCGAUGGCCGCUAAGCGGCUAAAAGCUCAUUAUUAUGGCAACAUUGCUUCGGAAAGAAAUGUGCCAAUUAAUGAUUUAGUAGACCAAAUACCAGCAGGGUCUACGUUCCGGCGACUGGUCGAAAAUUGUGUAAAGGACUUGGUGAGGAACGCCUGUGUACCGGAGUUGCCCUUUGCCUGUGCACAAAACUUGCCGGCCCAAGUUUCGACGGUCGAAAUAGUCGACCCGGUAACGAUUAUCGAAAAUGAUCAGGACGUGGCGUCUAGUGAAACGACAGAGUCCGGGAUCCAAGUCCACGAGCAGGUGCCACAAGCGGUUAGCGUAGAAAUAAAGGUAAAACGUAGACGAACACUUUGGUCCCACGCCAAAAAAUUGUUUUCGCGUAUGAUAUGCUGUAACUGUACUACAGCAGAUUAG